CCAACAUUUUCUAAUUUUAUUUUAAGAACACGAGAAAUUUGGUAUUUUUAAGAGCUAAAACUUUUCAGUGAAUUGCAAAAUUGAUUGAUUUGAAAGUUUUUUUCCAGUUCAAAGUUCUGAUUUUAACAGUCAAACUUCUCAGAACAAAAUGUUGUAGAAUAAUCAAAUCAACCUCAACAUUUCACAUUUUUGGCAACACUGACAGAAUAAAACAAUGCAACUGGCAGCUCACGACUAUCUGUCAGUGACAGUUGCAAAAAGAAAAGAUAAUUUCCAACAUCACAAUCAUGGUCACGAAAGGAAAGGGCAUUGUUGCUGCCACGGACGGGCACGGGGUAUGCGUGUGUUUCAAAUCCGCGUGUGUUGUGCGAAUAGUGGUUUCGUCGUCGGUCGGAUUGCAAUGUGCUGCUGCUGGUUCUCACAGACAACGACAGGUACCCUCAGUUCGGCAAAGCUCGGUUUCCAGUGCAACGCGCUUGGGGGAUUCCUAUGGAACAACAGAACCAACCAGCUGCUAUUAUGAAUAACAUUCUAUCAAAUGUAUGUAAAACGGGC
Molecule: messenger RNA, 555 nt
Organism: Armigeres subalbatus
Lineage: Eukaryota; Metazoa; Arthropoda; Insecta; Diptera; Culicidae
Exons: 3
Coding region: 215-523 (102 amino acids)
Source: RefSeq, a predicted model, not a curated record